Frankliniella occidentalis (western flower thrips) is the source of this 1038-nucleotide messenger RNA. Its product is annotated as ABC transporter F family member 4-like. Bases 1 to 1038 code for a protein of 345 amino acids. NCBI's taxonomy places the organism in Eukaryota, Metazoa, Arthropoda, Insecta, Thysanoptera, Thripidae. The transcript has a single exon. The record is from RefSeq and is a predicted model, not a curated record.
AUGGAAGAGAUUCCGGAGAAGAAAUCUACUUUCCAAGGGCUGAGAGUGGCAGUACCCGAAGUAAGCCAAGAAAGGAAGAUUUUUCAACUAAGUGUAGUGCCAAUGAAGAAGGAAAAACCAACACCAAAGACACCAGAGGAGCUGAAAGCUAUAGUGAACAGAGUGAGUAAAAAGAUGCAGGAAGAUAAAAGAAAAGAGGAUAGCAAGCAAGCCAAAGAAGUCCAGCUACUACAUAAGCCGAAACUGGAUGUGCAAAACCUCAAAAGGAAAAUCAUGGGUGCCAAAAAGGGAGUCAAGAUCCAGGUAAUAGAAGCUCCAAGAGCCAUAGCUCAGCCAAGACAACAAGUGCGAGUGCAGAAAAGGCCUACUAAACCCGUUAAAAGAGCAUGCUACGAAACACCAAAAUCAAAGGAAUUUAUAAGUGAAAGCAGUGAAGAUAGUGACGAGGAAAGCGCCAAGCAAGUGAAAAGCAAGAUAGUGGGCAAACCAGAGGAAACGAAACCAAAGAAGACAGAUGACAAAAUGGUCGAAAAUGAACAGGAAGACCAAGCAACAGGAAAGAAUGAAAGCAAAGAAAAUAUCCUACAAGAAGAUCUAGCCCUGAGUGAAAGCGAAGAAGAGCCAGAAGAAAGAAAAGAUAAUGAGAAGGUUCAAAGAGGAACAGAAGACAGUAACGAAAAGGAAGAAAAGAAUGGAAAGAGCGAAGAAGAGCCACAAGAAAGGAAAGAUAAUGAGAAGGUGCAAGAAGGAAAAGAAAACAGUAACGAAAAAGAAAAUGAAAAAAUAGAGACACAAGAAGAGAAACAGGCAAAGGAAGAGCAAAUAAAAUGGAAGCUAAUACCUAUGGAAGAUAUAAGUGUGCCUACUCCAAAACGGGACUGGAUCCAAGAAAAAUGGAAUGCAAGAAACAAGGAAAUGGAGGAGAAAAACUUAAAAGUACACCCGGACGAUCCCAGGUUUAAUGCACGGUGCAAGAAAUGCCGAGAACGUUUCCAUUAUACCAAGGAGUGUACCAAGGAGAAGAAGAAACAACCAUGA